AUGACGGACUCGGAAAGCUCCAGCUCGUCCCUGUUCGAACUCCUGGAGGAGGCGUCUCAGGAGGCGGAAACUUCCGAGCCUACUCACGAGCAGCGGAAGGCGGCUACGGUCAACGCCUCUCGGCUCGCUGCUUCCUUCGCGCCCCUCAUCAAGGACUUGCUGCAAGUCCAAGCCUCGUUUUUGGUUGGGGACACCAACCUUGCUGAGGCAGACGCAGAGAAGCUGCAGGAAUACCUUGCUGAGGGUCGGGAGGUCCUUGCGCAAGCAGAGGAGGAAAUCGCAAACUUCUCUCCGAAGCUCUGGUGGGGCAAGGGGCUGGAAGGCCGAAGAGGGGUGAUAGCCGGCGAGGACAUGCACGGGAAGGUGAGGCUUUCGGAACAAAUCCGAGCCUGGUUGACCUUAGUGCACAGGGAGCGUGCACGCCAAAUGCGCUGCGAGGACCUCCAAGCCAGAGCCCGGGCCAAGAGAGCAAGGGUGGAUCGUUGA
Symbiodinium sp. CCMP2456 is the source of this 486-nucleotide messenger RNA. NCBI's taxonomy places the organism in Eukaryota, Dinophyceae, Suessiales, Symbiodiniaceae. The record is from the annotation of a GenBank genome assembly.